CACGCUGUGGGAGGGCGCCGCUCCGUGGGAGGGGGAAUCGCGACGGGCGAGCGGCGGAGGACACCGAGCGGACGAACGCAGUGAGGCCGCGUGACAGCGGGGGCAACGACAUGGUGUCACCAACAGCAAUGGAGGGACGCGGGUCCGGGCACCGCUGCGUCGACGAGUCCCGUUAGCCGCGUCUGCAGCCAUAUGCUGUGAAAAUAUAUAACUUGUAUAUUUUACCGUCGACGAAGAGAGCGGAGAUACGUCAGAAUCUGAUUAUUUUGACUUGAGGUCUGCAGGCGAUCUCAAAGACCAUGGUGGAUUACUAUGACGUUCUGGGAGUCCCUCGAACCGCAACCCCUGAGGACAUUAAAAGGGCGUACCGAAAGCAGGCACUGCGGUGGCACCCAGACAAGAACCCAGAUAACAAGGAGGAGGCUGAGAAAAAGUUCAAGGAGAUCGCAGAAGCCUAUGAGGUGCUGUCUGAUAGAAGCAGGCGAGAUGCUUAUGACCAUUAUGGCAAAGAGGGCAUGUCCAGUUCAGGUUCCAGUGGCCCCUCCACCCCAGGAGAAUUUCCAGGGUUCACCUUCACGUUCCGCAGCCCCGAGGAGGUGUUCCGGGAGUUCUUUGGGGGCCAGGACCCUUUUGCCACCUUUUUCGAUGACUUCCCCUUUGGGGGCAUGCAUGGAGGGAUCCACAUGGGGAUGCACGGAGGAAUCCAUGGACAUCCAAACUCCUCACGCAUUGGCACAAGUCGGCUCUUCUCCUUCCCCUCACCUGGAAUGGACUUCACUUCCUUCUCAGUUGGAGGGAUGGGUAGUUUGGAUUCCAUGAGUGUUGGGACAGGGCACUUUGAGUCAGUGUCUACCACCACGCGCAUCGUUAAUGGAAAGCGCACUACUACCAGAAAAAUUAUCAAGGAUGGCCAGGAGAGAACAGAGAUCGAGGAGGAUGGGGUCUUGAAGAAAAUCCUGAUCAACGGUGUGGAGGAUGAGAUGGCCUUGGCUCUGGAGCUAAGCAUCAGGGAGCAGCAUAAGCUGCCCUCCCAGGCACAGCAGCUGCCCCGCCAGCCCAAGCAGCCCCUUCUGGAGAGGCCCAGCAGCAGUCCACGGGCCCCACCCCAACGUCCCCUUGGCUCCGUCCACCCCAUCCACCUUCACUCUGACGACACUGAGGAUGAAGAGCUGCAGGUUGCGAUGGCCUGCAGCCUGUCGGAGAUGGAAGCGCAGCAGAGGGCAGCAGUCAGGGAUGGGAUCUCGGGUGCUGGGAGUGGGGCCAAGGUGUAUGGGGGCAAAGACAGAGGUGGGAAGGGGAAAGUGAUAAGAGACCAACCAAAAGCAGUCCAUAAGAGCAGGGGCACAGCACAAGAUGGUGCCCUUCCUUUACAGAGGGGUCUUGGUGGCUCUCUGGCUGGGAGCGCUGUCACAGGAGCCCAGGGGCGGGUCCCUCACGGACCCCAGGGUGAGGAGGGCAGCGAUCAGCCCUCAAGAACUGGCAGCAACCUCAAGAAGAAACGGAAGUGCAACUGCGUGAUGUGCUAAGUAACGUGUGUGCGGUGAGAGCUGGCAGUGUGGAGGCCGUGAUACAGGGCGUGCUCCUUGCCUGUACUUUAAGUUCAUGGUUGUGUGUUUUUUCUUUUCUUUUUUUUUUUUGUGGUGCCUUGACUAAAAGUGACCUUGUCUUGUGACACCCCCCCCCCCCCCCCA
Scleropages formosus (Asian bonytongue) is the source of this 1691-nucleotide messenger RNA. Its product is annotated as dnaJ homolog subfamily B member 6-like. The transcript is spliced from 9 exons. The record is from RefSeq and is a predicted model, not a curated record. Bases 300 to 1526 code for a protein of 408 amino acids. NCBI's taxonomy places the organism in Eukaryota, Metazoa, Chordata, Actinopteri, Osteoglossiformes, Osteoglossidae. Gene Ontology annotation, molecular function: Hsp70 protein binding.